Molecule: messenger RNA, 2736 nt
Organism: Patiria miniata (bat star)
Lineage: Eukaryota; Metazoa; Echinodermata; Asteroidea; Valvatida; Asterinidae
Gene: kars1
Product: lysine--tRNA ligase-like
Exons: 16
Coding region: 200-2050 (616 amino acids)
Biological process (GO): lysyl-tRNA aminoacylation
Cellular component (GO): mitochondrion; cytosol; cytoplasm
Molecular function (GO): ATP binding; tRNA binding; lysine-tRNA ligase activity
Source: RefSeq, a predicted model, not a curated record
AAUUGAGUGCAUUUAUCGAUUGAGGGCGCUCUUCAAGGUUACCGGUACACGUGAAAGAUGGCAGACACGAGCGAGAAGCCGAGCAAGAGUCUGAAGCUGAGCAAGCAAUGAAAAGACACACAGCGCCUCCAAAUACAUGACAUAUGCCUCAAUCUGCUCAAACAGCCCCCACACGUAGCUUGCGUCAAGAGGCAGUCCCAUGUUGUACACAAGCUUGAAAUAUGGCGCCCACUUGUGCCGAGCUCUUGCCAGGCCUGGAUCACCCAAGCAAGUCCUAAAUUUGAUCGGGGUGCUGAAAUCAAAACGGGUGGCAGUCAACUGCUGUUGCCUGUUCAGCAGUGGGACAGACAGUGACAGUGAGUUGAAGAGGCGAGCCAAGGCCGCCAAGAAGGCAGAAGAGAAGGAGGAGAAAGCUCGUGCAGCAGCUGAGAAACAAGCUCAAGAUGGAGCCAAGGGUGGGGCUAAGAAACCUGCAGUGGAUGAGGAGUCACUGGAUCCUAGGGAAUACUUCAAGAUUCGUUCUCAGAUGAUCAGCAACUUGAAGGCGGCCAAUGAAUCUCCCUACCCACACAAGUUCUUUGUCACUAUCUCAUUGACUGAGUUCAUUGACAGAUAUAAUCACGUAGAAGCAGGCCAGAUAUUAGAUGGUGAUGCACACUCCAUCUCAGGUCGUGUGCAUGCAAAGAGAGCGUCCGGAGCCAAGUUGAUAUUCUACGAUCUCAGAGCGGAAGGCAAGAAGCUACAAGUCAUGUCUAAUGCCUCCAAAUUUUCAUCAGAAGAAGAAUUCUUCAAGGCAAAUGACAAGAUUCGUAGAGGAGACAUCAUCGGUGUCAGAGGUAACCCAGGUAAGACCAAGAAGGGUGAGCUAAGUAUCGUCCCAUCUGAGAUGACCCUUCUGUCUCCUUGUCUUCACAUGCUACCUCAUCUACACUUUGGUCUCAAGGAUAAGGAAACUCGUUUCAGACAGAGGUACUUGGAUCUGAUCAUGAAUGAAUACGUUCAGCAGAAGUUUGUUGUCCGAGCCAAGAUCAUUGCCUACGUCCGCAAGUUUCUGGAUGAUCUCGGCUUUCUAGAGGUGGAAACACCAAUGAUGAACAUGAUAGCAGGUGGUGCCACCGCCAAACCGUUUGUCACUCAUCAUAAUGAUCUGGACAUGGAUCUCUUCAUGAGAGUUGCUCCAGAGUUAUACCACAAGAUGCUGGUGGUUGGUGGCAUUCAACGCGUGUAUGAGAUCGGUCGCCAGUUUCGCAACGAGGGUAUUGAUCUUACCCAUAAUCCCGAGUUCACGACCUGUGAGUUCUACAUGGCUUACGCAGACUACAACGACCUCAUGGACAUCACAGAGAAAAUGCUGUCAGGUAUGGUCAAGUGUAUCACGGGUGGCUCCCUGAAGGUCACCUACCAUCCAGACGGCCCAGAGGGAGAGGCAAAGGAGAUUGACUUCACCCCUCCAUUCAGAAGAAUACACAUGAUAGAUGACCUGCAGAAAUUACUUCAGGUGGAUUUCCCCCCUAUGGAUCAGCUUGACAAGCCAGAGGCUCGCAAGUUCUUUGAUGACCUUUGUGUGAAGCAGGGAGUAGAGUGUUCUCCUCCAAGGACAGUAGCUCGACUCUUGGACAAGCUGGUUGGGGAAUUGCUAGAGGUGCAGUGCAUAAGCCCAACGUUCAUCAUCGACCACCCAGAAAUAAUGAGUCCUCUCUCUAAGUGGCACCGGACAAAGAAGGGAUUGACCGAACGCUUUGAGCUUUUUGUCAUGCAGAAGGAAAUCUGCAACGCCUACACAGAGUUGAACGACCCCUUGGUGCAACGCGAACGAUUUGCACUGCAGGCCAAGGACAAGGCAGCGGGCGAUGAUGAAGCCCAAAACAUUGAUGAGAAUUUCUGCGUGGCCUUGGAGUACGGUCUCCCGCCUACUGGUGGGUGGGGCUUGGGUAUCGACAGAUUGACAAUGUUCCUGACAGACUCCAAUAACAUCAAGGAGGUGUUGUUCUUCCCAGCGAUGAAGCCAGAGGAUCCCAAGCCAGCAGAAGAUCAGAAGGAAGCUUCUUAACAAUGACCUUUGACAUUGAGGUCAGAGGUUAUUCUCACUGAGGAAGGCUGACAUAUGAAGGAAGUGACCAAUUUGUACCGGUUGAGUAACGUUAUCCACAUCUGCCAUCUGGGAAGCAAUCUUCAUGAGAGGAUGAGGUUUGUCAGGAAUAGGAGGUAAAUCUCAAGGGUCUUGCUCUUUUCCACUUGUAUCACAUUUUUAGGAACGUUAAUUAAGACAGGGGUUUGGAUGCUAAUCUUGAUGCACAUUACAGUCGAGUCUCGUUAAUACAAACUCGUUCUGCCGUAGCCAAAUUGUUUGUUAUAUCAGAAUUUUGUAUUAAGAGGAACAUCAGUCCCAUUCAUUGUGCCCAUAAAUGCACGGUCGGGACUAAGGCUUUAUGUUUGUUAUAACCAGAAUUUUGUAUUAACAGAGUUUGUACAUGUACGAACGAGAUUCGACUGUAUAUAUCUGACAGUUUUAAAUUGUAACUAGGAUCAGGGACUGAUGUCCAGAACACCUAGCAGGUACAGAGUUUGGUUUGUAAACUUGAAAUUUAUUCCAGAAGGGUAUCUGAUAGUUGCAACGCAUAGCAUGGCAACGAAGCAAGCACACAGUUAUGUGUCUGUACUAGAUUCCUACCUCCGUUUUUUCCCUUUACAUGUAAUUAAGAAUGCUUUAUCGUACUUCACUUUACCAUACAAAAA